Messenger RNA from Corylus avellana, 3672 nucleotides. The record is from RefSeq and is a predicted model, not a curated record. Lineage: Eukaryota; Viridiplantae; Streptophyta; Magnoliopsida; Fagales; Betulaceae.
AUGAAGAUAAUUAGUUGGAACUGCCGAGGGCUUGGGAACCUUCGGACAGUUAGAGAGCUUUGCCGCUUGGUAAAGCAAAAGCAGCCCAUUAUGGUUUUCUUAAUGGAAACCAAGUUACGAAAGGAGAAAAUGGAAAGCAUCCGGUGUAAGCUCGAGUUUGCAAGUAUGUUUGUGGUUGAAAGCGUGGGUAAGAGCGGUGGUAUGGCUUUAUUAUGGGGUGAGGAUGUUAAUGUUACCAUCCAGAAUUUUAGUCAACGCCACAUUAACGGUGUUGUUAAAAUUUCGGACGAUGGGGUACCAUGGAAAUUCACUGGUUUCUACGGACACCCCGAGGUAGCAAAACGAAGUGAGUCAUGGGCUCUACUCCAACACCUUUCAACUUUGAACCCAGCCCCAUGGGUGUGUAUUGGAGAUUUUAACGAGAUAGUUACAAGCUCGGAAAAAUGGGGUGGUGGAGAACGAGCACAACGACAAAUGUUCGGGUUUCGUCAAGUGCUAGAAAAUUGUGGACUCUCAGACCUUGGGUUUCGGGGCCCAAAAUACACUUGGAGCAAUUGUCGGGAUAAUCACGAAUUUACUAAGGAGAGGUUGGACAGGGGUGUGGCAAAUCUCAUUUGGCGCGAUUUAUUUCCGGAGGUGGAGGUGAUGGUAGAAAAUACGGUCUGCUCUGACCAUACUCCCUUGAUGCUGUGCUUGAAAGGAAUAAGAAGGAAUGGGAUGGGACUAAGGAGAUUUCGUUAUGAAGCGGCCUGGCGCAGUGAGGAGGGUUUACAAAAAAGGCUCCAAGUCCUCCAAGGGCGUGAAGAACACGGGGUGGGUGAAGAAACAAAAGCUGCAAAAAAGGAGCUGGAGCUGUUGCUGGAAAAAUCUGAUAUUCACUGGAAGCAGAGAGCUAAAAUAGAUUGGAUGCGACAUGUGGAUCGGAACACAAAAUUUUAUCAUGCCUGUGCAAAUGCUCGACGGAAAUCAAACACCAUUUAUGUCAUAAAAGAUGCAGAAGAACGGCUGUGUACUGCAGAGGUUGAGGUACAAUCGGCUUUUAUCAAUUAUUUUACUGAUUUGUUUACAUCUGACAGUACAGGGAACACAAUGCAUUGUCUAAGGCCCUUGAAUUGUUGGGUCACUGAGGAGAUGAACAGAUCACUAUUGCAGCCAUUCACAGAGGAAGAGGUAUUAUUUGCUCUUUCAAAUAUGGCCCCUUUAAAAGCACCGGGCCCAGAUGGGUUUCCAGCAGAAUUUUUCCAGAAAAAUUGGCAUAUUGUGGGGAAGGAUAUUUGUAAUGCCAUUCUUGAAUCAUUACAGUCUGGGAGUAUGCCUGAAUUUCUUAACUUCACACAUAUUGUCCUAAUCCCGAAAUUAAAAAAUCCCUCUAGUGUCUCAGACUAUCGCCCCAUAAGUCUCUACAAUGUGAUAUACAAGUUAAUUUCCAAGAUGCUAGCAAAUAGACUAAAGAAGAUUUUGCCGCAUGUAAUAUCUCCGGCCCAAAGCGCCUUUAUCCCAGGGAGAUUAAUUACUGAUAAUGUACUGGCGGCGUAUGAGACACUCCAUACCAUGCACACACGUAUGAAGGGUAAGCAAGGAUUUAUGGCCAUAAAGCUCGACAUGAGCAAGGCUUACGACAGAAUGGAAUGGGGUUUCCUUGAAGCCGUUAUGCGGAGGCUGGGGUUUGAUUUACGGUGGAUCAAUUUAAUUAUGAUGUGUGUUACAACUGUGCAAUAUGCUGUUGUUGUCAAUGGGAGGCCAUGCGGACGGAUAAAACCACAGAGGGGAUUGCGACAAGGGGAUCCCAUUUCCCCCUAUCUGUUUAUUCUCUGUGCAGAGGCCCUGAGUGCUAUGUUGUCACAGGCAAAUGAAGAGGGAGCAUUAACGGGGGUUGCCACCUCCCGGAGGGGACCUCGCAUAAGCCAUUUAUUUUUUGCGGAUGAUAGCCUCCUCUUUUGUAAGGCUAAUCUUCCGCAAUGGGACCAUCUCACUAGUGUACUUCGAGCAUAUGAAGAGGAUUUGGGACAGAGACUCAACAACAACAAAACAUCGCUCUUCUUCAGCUGGAAUACAUCACGAGUGGCUAAGAGAGCAAUUCUGGAAGCCUCCAGCCUCCCAGAUACCCAAAGGUAUGAUACUUAUUUGGGACUCCCUGCUUUAGUUGGGAAAUCUCGGAUGGCUGCUUUUAAGAGGAUUACUGAUCGUGUAUGGAAAAGGCUUCAGGAUUGGAAGCUGAAAUUCCUAUCACAGGCAGGUAAAGAAGUUCUCCUGAAAGCAGUUAUUCAGGCCUUACCAACUUACUGCAUGAGUGUUUUUCUUCUUCCUCGUGCUCUCUGCAGGGAGAUAAAUUCACAAAUGCGUAAGUUUUGGUGGGGCCAUAAAGAGAAUGAUAGUCGGGCUCUCUUGGCCAAGCAAAGUUGGAGGCUAUGGAAUCAACCGGAUAGUUUGGUUGCAAAAAUAAUGAACGCCAAAUAUUAUCCGGAUUGUUCUAUUUUGGAGGCGAAGAUUGGACGGAGGCCUUCCUUUGCAUGGAGAAGCAUUCAGAGCUCUUGUGAACUCCUCAAUGAAGGUUUGAUUUGGAGGGUGGGUAAUGGCUGUAAAAUAAAUAUCUGGAAGGAUAGAUGGGUCCCGAUACCUACUACUUGCAAGAUUAGUUCACCACCUUCGUUACUAAAUCUGGAUGCGAAGGCCUCCUUUAGAAGCUCUUUUUUCCAAAGUGGAGAUAGUGAAGCUCUUUUUUCCAAAGAGGAGAUAGUAAAGAUUCUGGAGAUCCCCACCAGCUGCACUAACCAAGUGGAUUUGCUUAUUUGGAGGGGUACAAAGAAUGGGAUAUUUUCGGUUAAGAGUGCAUAUCAUCUGCAACAGGAGAGGGAAGUUUCUGCCAUGGCCUCAAGCUCUACUCCAAAUAUAGGGGGUGCAGUUUGGAAGAGAUUAUGGAAACUGCCGGUGCCCCAGGUGGAGAAAAAUUUUCUGUGGAAGGCAUGUCACAAUAUCCUCCUGACGCGGGAAAAUCUAUACAAGAGAAAGAUAAUUUCAGACCCUCUAUGCCCGGUUUGUGGUCUUGAAGUUGAGACGGGUUUCCAUAUUUUGUGGCAAUGCGCGUCGGCUAUGGACGUGUGGGCUAUGGGGCACAAAAUUUUUCAAAAGAGCUAUUUUGCAGGGCCAGAAUUUCUGCAGGUGGUAACGUCCCUGUUUGAGAGUUGUUCUCAGGAGGUGCUGUGCCAAUUUGUGGGUCUGGCACGUAGAAUUUGGCUGCGGAGAAAUGAGUUGGUUCAUGGGGGUUUAUUCUCACACCCUAAACUUCUCAUGGAAAAAACUGAGUUGGCUAUUCAGGAAUUUAAUUUGGCCCAGGCUCGGGGAGAACAGAGUAUGCCUCUCAGUGUGGAACCGGCUGGAGUACGUUGGUCUGCUCCUUUGCAGGGAUGGGUAAAAGCUAAUUGGGAUGCUGCUUUGGACAGGAAGUCGGGCUGGAUGGGGCUGGGCGUGGUGAUUAGAGAUUCACAGGGCAACAUGGUGGCAGCAAGGUGCGAGGUCCAGAAGGGGAGUUUGGUCCCGGCAGCAGCUGAGGCGCAGGCUUUUCUUUUGGCUGUGCAAUUAUGCCGCGAGCUGGGCCUGGAGCACGUCCACUUCGAAGGAGAUGCUAAAGCUGUCAUUGACUCAGUAAUCUCAGAGCAAGCAGAUUAUAGUUAG